AUGGCUACUAGUGGAUCAACUGUUUCAAGUAUUGUCAGCAGUACCACUAACACUAUGAUCGUGAGUACUUUAAGCUCUGCUACUUCACCUGAUUUAACCGCUGCCACAAUAAAUAAUAUUGCCACAUCUGGAACCACUGCAUCUGUAACUACUGGAACCCCUAGUUCUACAGUAAUAACCUUUACUGAAUCGACUGCUACCAUAAAAUCUACUACAAAUGCAAGCAAUAAUAACACCACUGCGAGUUCUGGAUCAAGCACAGCUGGUGGCAAUUCUGCAGCCACAAAUUCUAAUUCUGCACCCAACACUGCUACAUCAAGUACAAGUUCUUCUGCCGCUGCCUUUACCCAAAACGGAGGAACUUCCACCCUUAGUUCUGUCAACUCCACCCAAACAACCUCAGUCCAAUCUGCAGUUACAUACUGGCAAAUCAUUCUGUUUUCUCUGGUCGCUGUCUUGGGUGUGGUGUUACUUGCCGGAUUAUUAUUUGGGAUACUGGCUUGUUUUCGCUCUGCUUCCACAUAUGCUGUAAGCAGUUAUCCAAGUUACUUCACACAUUACGGUUGGCGCAAUACUGGAAGACCGACGCUAGCAACAGACCUUGAAAGAGGAAUAGAAUUGACGGAACAUCGUAGACCACCAGCCUCAAGAGGAGAACGUGCACAGAGCUCUACUCCAGGUGAAUCCACUGCAUUAUCCAUUGUUACAACAACGCCAAGCUCCACUGAGUCUACAAGUGCUACACCUGCAACCACAAGUGAAACCAUAACAUCUUCAGAAACUUUGACUACUACUCAACCUAUCACAUCAGAAGAUACAACUAGCAAAACAUUGCUAACAAGUACAGAAGCAAGUACUUCAGUAACAUUGACUACAACCCAAUCUAUCACUAGUGAUUCUACAACUACUCUAUCCACCAGCGAUGUAACAAUACAGACUUCACCUGAAAACCCAACUACUACAGUUAUACCAAGUACAGAAUCAAGCACGUCAGCAACAUCAAUUGCAGCUACAUCUGUCACCAGUGAAUCUUCGACUACUCUAUCCACCAGCGAGACAACACCAACAAAUGCAAAUACCCAAUCUUCAAGUGACACUCCAACUACUACAGUGAUACCAAGUACAGAAUCAAGCACGUCAGAAACAUCAAUUGCAACUACAUCUGUCACCAGUGAAUCUUCGACUACUCUAUCCACCAGUGAGACAACACCAACAAAUGCAAAUACCCAAUCUUCAAGUGACACUCCAACUACUACAGUGAUACCAAGUACAGAAUCAAGCAUGUCAGAAACAUCAAUUGCAACUACAUCUGUCACCAGUGAAUCUUCGACUACUCUAUCCACCAGCGAGACAAUACCAACAACUGCAACAACCCAAUCUUCAACUGACAUUUUAACUACUACAGUUAUACCAAGUACAGAAUCAAGCACGUCAGCAACAUCGAUUGCAACUACAUCUCUUACCAGUGAAUCUUCGACUACUCUAUCCACCAGUGAGACGACACCAACAACUGCAACAACCCAAUCUUCAACUGACACUCCAACUACUACAGUGAUACCAAGUACAGAAUCAAGCGUGUCAGCAACAUCAAUUGCAACUACAUCUCUUACCAGUGAAUCUUCGAAUACUCUAUCCACCAGCGAAACAACACCAACAACUGCAACAACCCAAUCUUCAACGGACACUACAACUACUACAGUUAUACCAAGUACAGAAUCAAGCAUGUCAGCAACAUCAAUUGCAACUACAUCUGUCACCAGUGAAUCUUCGACUACUCUAUCCACCAGCGAGACAACACCAACAAAUGCAAAUACCCAAUCUUCAAGUGAUACUCCAACUACUACAGUGAUACCAAGUACAGAAUCAAGAACGUCAGAAACAUUGAUUGCAACUACAUCUGUCAACAGUGAAUCUUUGACUACAGUAUCCAUCAGUGAGACACCAACAACUGCAACAACCCAAUCUUCAACUGACUCUCCAACUACUACAGUGAUACCAAGUACAGAAUCAAGCACGUCAGCAACAUUGAUUGCAACUACAUCUGUCACCAGUGAAUCUACGACUACUCCAUCCACCAGUGAGACACUAACAACUGAAACAACCCAAUCUUCAACUGACACUCCAACUACUACAGUCAUACCAACUAUAGAAUCAAGCUUGUCAGCAACAUUGACUGCAUAUACAUCUGUCACCAGUGAAUCUUCGACUAAUCUAUCCACCAGUGAGACAACACCAACAACUGCAACAACCCAAUCUUCAAGUGACACUCCAACUACUACAGUAAUACCAAGUACAGAAUCAAGCACGUCAGAAACAUCAAUUGCAACUACAUCUGUCACCAGUGAAUCUUCAACUACUUUAUACACCAGCGAGACAAUACCAACAACUGCAACAACCCAAUCUUCAACUGACACUCCAACUACUACAGUUAUACCAAGUACAGAAUCAAGCACGUCAGCAACAUCAAUUGCAACUACAUCUGUCACCAGUGAAUCUUCGACUACUCUAUCCACCAGCGAGACAACACCAACAAAUGCAAAUACCCAAUCUUCAAGUGACACUCCAACUACUACAGUGAUACCAAGUACAGAAUCAAGCACGUCAGAAACAUCAAUUGCAACUACAUCUGUCACCAGUGAAUCUUCGACAACUCUAUAUACCAGUGAGAGAACACCAACUGCAACAACCCAAUCUUCAACUGACACUCCAACUACUACAGUAAUACCAAGUCUAGAAUCGAGCACGACUGCAACAUCGAUUGCAACUACAUCUGUCACAAGUGAAUCUAUGACUACUCUAUUCACCAGUGAGACACCAACAACUGAAACAAUCCAAUCUUCAACUGACACUCCAACUACUACAGUUAUACCAAGUACAGAAACAAGCUGGUCAUCAACGUCGAUUGCAACUACAUCUGUCACCAGUGAAUCUCCGACUACCCUAUCCACCAGUGAGACAACACCAACAACUGCAACAUCCCAAUUUUCAACUGACACUCCAACUACUACAGUGAUACCAAGUUCAGAAUCAAGCACGUCAGAAACAUUGAUUGCAACUACAUCUGUCAACAGUGAAUCUUCGACAACUCUAUCCACCAGUGAGACAACACCAACAACUGCAACAACCCAAUCUUCAACUGACACUACAACUAGUACAGUGAUACCAAGUACAGAAUCAAGCACGUCAGAAACAUCAAUUUCAACUACAUCUGUGACCAGUGAAUCUUCAACUGACACUCCAACUGCUACAGUGAUACUAAGUACAGAAUCAAGCACGUCAGAAACAUUGAUUGCAACUACAUCUGUCACCAGUGAUUCUCUGACUACUCCAUCCACCAGUGAGACAACACCAACAACUGUAACAACCCAUUCUUCAACUGACACUCCAACUACUACAGUUAUACCAAGUACAGAAUCAAGCAUGUCAGCAACAUCAAUUGCAAGUACAUCUGUCACCAGUGAUUCUCUGACUACUCCAUCCACCAGUGAGACAACACCAACAACUGUAACAACCCAUUCUUCAACUGACACUCCAACUACUACAGUGAUACCAAGUACAGAAUCAAGCACGUCAGAAACAUCAAUUGCAACUACAUCUGUGACCAGUGAAUCUUCAACUGACACUCCAACUACUACAUUGAUACCAAGUACAGAAUCAAGCACGUCAGAAACAUUGAUUGCAACUACAUCUGUCAACAGUGAAUCUUUGACUACAGUAUCCAUUAGUGAGACACCAACAACUGCAACAACCCAAUCUUCAACUGACUCUCCAACUACUACAGUGAUACCAAGUACAGAAUCAAGCACGUCAGCAACAUUGAUUGCAACUACAUCUGUCACCAGUGAAUCUACGACUACUCCAUCCACCAGUGAAACACUAACAACUGAAACAACCCAAUCUUCAACUGACACUCCAACUACUACAGUCAUACCAACUAUAGAAUCAAGCUUGUCAGCAACAUUGACUGCAUAUACAUCUGUCACCAGUGAAUCUUCGACUACUCUAUCAACCAGUGAGACAACACCAACAACUGCAACAACCCAAUCUUCAACUGACACUCCAACUACUACAGUGAUACCAAGUACAGAAUCAAGCACGUCAGAAACAUCAAUUGCAACUACAUCUGUCACCAGUGAAUCUUCAACUACUUUAUACACCAGCGAGACAAUACCAACAACUGCAACAACCCAAUCUUCAACUGACACUCCAACUUCUACAGUAAUACCAAGUACAGAAUCAAGCACGUCAGCAACAUCAAUUGCAACUACAUCUGUCACCAGUGAAUCUUCGACUACUCUAUCCACCAGCGAGACAACACCAACAAAUGCAAAUACCCAAUCUUCAAGUGACACUCCAACUACUACAGUGAUACCAAGUACAGAAUUAAGCACGUCAGAAACAUCAAUUGCAACUAGAACUGUCACCAGUGAAUCUUCGACAACAGUAUCCAUCAGUGAGACACCAACAACUGCAACAACCCAAUCUUCAACUGACCUUCCAACUACUACAGUAAUACCAAGUUCAGAAUCAAGCUUGUCAGCAACAUUGACUGCAUAUACAUCUGUCACCAGUGAAUCUUCGACUACUCUAUCCACCAGUGAGACAACACCAAAAACUGCAACAGCCCAAUCUUUAAGUGACACUCCAACUACUACAGUGAUACCAAGUACAGAAUCAAGCACGUCAGAAACAUCAAUUGCAACUACAUCUGUCACCAGUGAAUCUCCGACUACCCUAUCCACCAGUGAGACAACACCAACAACUGUAACAACCCAAUCUUCAACUGACACUCCAACUACUACAGUGAUAUCAAGUACAGAAUCAAGCACGCUAGAAACAUCAAUUGCAACUACAUUUGUCACCAGUGAUUUUUCGACUACUCUGUCCACCAGUGGGAAAACACCUACAACUGCAACAACACAAUCUUCAACUGACACUCCAACUACUACAAUGAUACCAAGGACAGAAUCAAGCAUGGCAGCAACAUCGAUUGCAACUACAUCUGUCACCAGUGAAUCUUCGACAACUCUAUUCACCAGUGAGACAACACCAACUGCUACAACCCAAUCUUCAACUGACACUCCAACUACUACAGUUAUACCAAGUACACAAUCAAGUAUGUCAGCAACAUCGAUUGCAACUACAUCUAUCACCAGUGAAUCUUCGACAACUCUAUUCACCAGUGAGACAACACUAAAUGCAACAACCCAAUCUUCAACUGACACGCCAACUACUGCAGCAAUACCAAGUACAGAAUCAAGCACGUCAGCUACAUCGAUUGCAACUACAUCUGUCACCAUUGAUUCUCUGACUACUCUAUCCACAAGUGAGACACCAACAACUGCUACAACCCAAUCUUCAUUUGACUCUCUGACUACUACAGUGAUACCAAGUACAAAAUCAAGCACGUCAGCAACAUUGAUUGCAACUACAUUUGUCACCAGUGAAUCUUCAACAACUCUAUUCACCAGUGAGACAACACAAACUGCAACAACCCAAUCUUCAACUGAAACUCCAACUAUUACAGUGAUACCAAGUACAGAAUCAAGCACGUCAGCAACAUCGAUUAAAACUACAUCUGUCAUCAUUGAAUCUUCGACUACUCAACCCACCAGUGAGACAACACAAACAAAUGCAACAACCCAAUUUUUAACUGACACUCCAACUACUACAGUGAUACCAAAUACAGAAUCAAGCUUGUCAGCAACAUCAAUUGCAACUACAUCUGUCACCAGUGAAUCUUCAACAACUCUUUCCACCAGUGAGACAUCACCAACAACUGCAACAACCCAAUCUACAACUGACACUCCAUCUACUACAGUGAUACCAAGUACAGAGUCAAGCAGGUCAGAAACAUCAAUUGCAACUACAUUUGUCACCAGUGAAUCUUCGACUACUCUAUCCACCAGUGAGACAACACCAACUGCACCAACCCAAUCUUCAACUGACACUCCAACUACUACAGUAAAACCAAGUACAGAAUCAAGCACGUCAGCAACAUCUUUUGCAACUACAUCUGUCACCAGUGAAUCAUCGACUACUCUAAUCAGCAGUGAGACACCAACAACUGUCACUACCCCAUCUUCAACUGACACUCUGACUACUACAGUGAUACCAAGUACAGAAUCAAGCACGUCAGCAACAUUGGAUGCAACUACAUCUGUCACCAGUGAAUCUUUGACUACUCUAUCCACCAGUGAGACUACACCAACAAUUGCAAUAACCCAAUCUUCAACUGAAACUCUAACUACUACUCUGAUAACAAAUACAGAAUCAAGCACGUCAGCAACAUUGGAUGCAACUACAUCUGUCAACAGUGAAUCUUUGACUACUCUAUCCACCAGUGAGACAACACCAACAACUGCAACAACCCAAUCUUCAACUGACACUCCAACUACUACAGCAAUACAAAGUACAGAAUCCAGCACUUCAGCAACAUCGAUUGCAACUACAUCUGUCACUAGUGAAUCUUUGACUACGCUAUCCACCAAUGAGACAACACCAACAACUGCAACAACCCAAUCUUCAAAUGACACUCCAACUACUACAUUUAUACCAAGUACAGAAUCAAGCUUGUCAGCAACAUCGAUUGCAACUACAUCUGUCACCAGUGAAUCUUCGACUACUCUAUCCACCAGUGAGACAACACCAACACCUGUAACAACCCAAUCUUCAACUGACACUCCAACUACUACAUUAAUACCAAUUACAAAAUCAAUCACGUUAGCAACAUCGAUUGCAACUACAUCUGUCACCAGUGAAUCUUCAACUACUCUAUCCACCAGUGAGACAACACCAACAACUGCAACAACCCAAUUUUUAACUGACAUUACAACUACUACAGUAAUACCAAGUAUAGAAUCAAGCACGUUAGCUACAUCAACUACAUCUGUCACCAGUGAUUCUUCGACUAGUCUAUCCACCAGUGAGACAACACCAACAACUUCAACAACCCAAUCUUCAACUGACACUUCAACUACUACAGUAAUACCAAGUACAGAAUCAAGCACGUUAACAACAUCAUUUGCAACUACAUCGGUCACCAGUGAAUCUUUGACUACACUAUCCACCAGUGAGACACCAACAACUGCAACAACCCAAUCUUCAACUGACACUCUGACUUCUACAGUGAUACCAAGUACUGAAUCAAGCAUGUCAGCAACAUUGAUUGCAACUACAUCUGUCACCACUGACUCUUCGACUACUUUAUCCACCAGUGAGACUACAACAACUGCAACACCCCAAUCUUCAACUGACACUCCAACCACUACAGUGAUACCAAUUACAGAAUCAAGCACAUCAGCAACAUCGAUAGCAACUACAUCUGUCACCAGUGAAUCUUCGAGUACGCUAUCCACCAGUGAGACAACACCAACAACUGCAACAACUCAAUCUUCAACUGACACUCCAACUACUACAGUGAUACCAAGUACAGAAUCAAGCACGUCAGCAACAUCAAUAGCAACUACAUCUGUCACCAGUGGGAGUUUUGUUUCUCCCACCACAGGUUCUACUGUGAGUGGAAAUACAGUUAACCCAUCCACAACAGCUCCUGGUACCAUUAAUGCCGAUAUUAUGGCUACUAGUGGAUCAACUGUUUCAAGUAUUGUCAGCAGUACCACUAACACUAUGAUCGUGAGUACUUUAAGCUCUGCUACUUCACCUGAUUUAACCGCUGCCACAAUAAAUAAUAUUGCCACAUCUGGAACCACUGCAUCUGUAACUACUGGAACCCCUAGUUCUACAGUAAUAACCUUUACUGAAUCGACUGCUACCAUAAAAUUUACUACAAAUGCAAGCAAUAAUAACACCACUGCGAGUUCUGGAUCUAGCACAGCUGGUGGCAAUUCUGCAGCCACAAAUUCUAAUUCUGCACCCAACACUGCUACAUCAAGUACAAGUUCUUCUGCCGCUGCCUUUACCCAAAACGGAGGAACUUCCACCCUUAGUUCUGUCAACUCCACCCAAACAACCUCAGUCCAAUCUGCAGUUACAUACUGGCAAAUCAUUCUGUUUUCUCUGGUCGCUGUCUUGGGUGUGGUGUUACUUGCCGGAUUAUUAUUUGGGAUACUGGCUUGUUUUCGCUCUGCUUCCACAUAUGCUGUAAGCAGUUAUCCAAGUUACUUCACACAUUACGGUUGGCGCAAUACUGGAAGACCGACGCUAGCAACAGACCUUGAAAGAGGAAUAGAAUUGACGGAACAUCGUAGACCACCAGCCUCAAGAGGAGAACGUUACUAA
Molecule: messenger RNA, 8241 nt
Organism: Bufo gargarizans (Asiatic toad)
Lineage: Eukaryota; Metazoa; Chordata; Amphibia; Anura; Bufonidae
Product: mucin-2-like
Exons: 9
Coding region: 1-8241 (2746 amino acids)
Source: RefSeq, a predicted model, not a curated record